CCAACGGCAGCGUCCCUAUUCUAGCGGGAUUGCCAUGGCAAACCAUCCAUGCUUUCCCGAAAAGGGCGUUGCCUUGUGUGAGGUUGGGGGCCGGCUUCGAGGGGGGGGUAUGAUUUCCUUUACUUGCCCAUUGACCCGGAGACCAACGCCAACCGUGGAUAUGCGUUCAUCAACUUCAUCAACCCCAGCUAUGCAUGGCUCAUGCGCAAGAUGUAUGAGGGCAAGAAGAUGGGGAAAUUUAAUUCGGAGAAGGUUGUGUCAGUUGUCCCUGCUGCUUUGCAAGGAUUUGAGGACUUGUGUCAGCGUGUAUGAUGGCUCCGCGACUUCUCAGGCCAAUUAUGCUCACUAUUCGGCUGCAAGGGUGAUGCGGGGGCCCCCACAAACACGGCCGCUCUUCCUACGGGAGUGUGGAAAGGUCAAGGCGGAGCGGCGACGCGGGGGACGACGAGCGCAGGGCAGCCUCAUUGACGUGGCAGUUCGAGAGAAGGGGGAGGUCGGCUGUGAGAUCUGCAAGGCAAAUUUCCGGAGCUUGGGGCGACACAGGUCGGUCGGGCGCUCUGGGCGGACUCCGAAUCCUCGAACUUCUGCCAAAACUGUGGCGGAAAGGUGCAGCCAAGGUUCCGUUUCUGUCAAUUCUGCGGUGGCUCUUUGCACCAAGAGGUCUGGGGUGGAUAGCGAGAGGUGAAAGGCUCGCUGAAAGGCGACCCCCAAAGGGGGUUUGCGCCAAUUUUUGGCAGACGCUGAAGCUGCACCAAAGAACUUGCUCCUUCAUCUCUACAAUAGGCUGUGGAGGAGCAUGGCGCAUCGCUUUGGUGCGGCUGUGGCCAUGCUUAUCUGUAUCAAAACUUGAAGGUUGUGAUUUUUCGCCGACAGUGACACGGUUUAAACGUGUGUCACCACGUCCCAUUUUGAAGCGCCCGGGGGCCGGCUAGGUCCUAGGUCCGGUGGCUUAUGCCCAGACACAGUACUUGCAUGUGAAAAAG
Molecule: messenger RNA, 983 nt
Organism: Durusdinium trenchii
Lineage: Eukaryota; Dinophyceae; Suessiales; Symbiodiniaceae
Source: the annotation of a GenBank genome assembly